CUUUUUCCUCGUAUAAAUACCCUCUGCUUCUCUCCCUAGUCCUCACAACCCAAGAAAUUGUUGAAGAUACAAACUUUCUUGCCUGCUUUUUCUUGCAUUUUUCUUUCUGUAACCUGCAAUGGCCGGGAUUGUGGUGGUUUUUGAUUUCGACAAGACCAUCAUUGACGUUGAUAGCGAUAACUGGGUCUUAGACGAACUGGGUUUCACAGAUUUGUUCAAUCAACUUCUUCCUACCAUGCCCUGGAACUCUCUCAUGGACAGGAUGAUGAAGGAGCUUCAUUCUCAGGGGAUAACAAUCGAACACAUUGUUGAGGUCUUGAAACGAAUCCCCAUUCACCCUCGGAUUGUCCCAGCGAUUAAAUCAGCUCAUGCUUUAGGGUGUGAGUUGAGGAUUGUAAGUGAUGCAAAUAUGUUCUUCAUUGAGACAAUACUGAAUCAUCUUGGGUUAAGGGAUUGCUUCUCAGAAAUCAACACAAACCCAGGAUUUGUUGAUGAAGAAGGGAGGUUAAGGAUCUUCCCUUACCAUGAUUUCACUCAAUCUUCCCAUGGCUGCAGCCGCUGCCCACCAAAUAUGUGCAAGGGUCUCAUCAUUGAAAGAAUCCAGGCUUCCAUAGCAAAGGAGGGAAACAAGAAAAUCAUAUAUCUUGGUGAUGGUAUUGGUGAUUAUUGCCCCAGCCUGAAGCUUACAGAAGCAGAUUAUCUCAUGCCAAGGAAGAAUUUUCCUGUGUGGGAUUUGAUUUGCAAGAAUCCUAUGCUUAUAAAGGCAGAAAUUCAUGAAUGGACAGAUGGGGAGGAGCUAGAACGUGUAUUGCUUGAGAUUAUUGGUGCAAGUUCUUCCAUGGAAGACAAGUCUGCUGCUCAGACACUCUCGUCUGCUGAUUGCAAAUUGCAGACUAUUUCAAUAGGUGCCCAUGAAGCCUUGCCUAAAGCUCUUUCUGUUCCUCAGUAAGCUUUUGCAACCCAAAUGCUGGCAGAUGCCACCACACCUACCAAGUUGACAGAAUUUUUCUCUAUCCCUCUCUAGUUUAACAAGAAGCAAGCAAUUAUUGUGUAAUGCUGCUUUUGAUCAAGAAUUGGAUCAAGAAAUGAAUCAAAAUGCCAAUGUGCUUUAACUUUGUAAAA
Molecule: messenger RNA, 1122 nt
Organism: Manihot esculenta (cassava)
Lineage: Eukaryota; Viridiplantae; Streptophyta; Magnoliopsida; Malpighiales; Euphorbiaceae
Product: inorganic pyrophosphatase 1
Exons: 4
Coding region: 119-949 (276 amino acids)
Molecular function (GO): phosphatase activity
Source: RefSeq, a predicted model, not a curated record